CUGGUCGUCCAAUAGUGGUACAAGCAGAAGGUCACGUGUGGGUCUCCGCUGGUCUUUGACGUUCAGUGCGUCGGACCUGAGCAGAGGCAGGAGCAAAAGGUGCACUAUGGGCCGCCUGGACGGGAAAGUGAUUGUGCUGUCAGCUGCCGCGCAGGGGAUUGGACGGGCUGCAGCAAUAGCGUUUGCAAAGGAGGGAGCUCAAGUCACAGCAACAGACAUCAAUGGAGAGAAGCUGAAAGAGCUGGAUGGAAUUCAAGGGAUCAAGACCAAGGUCGUGGAUGUAACUAAGAAGGACCAAGUCGAAGCCCUGGCCAAGGAACAUGAGCAUGUAGAUGUGCUGUUCAAUGUUGCUGGGUUUGUGCACCACGGCUCCAUCUUGGAUUGCGAAGAGGCCGACUGGGACUUCACAAUGAACGUGAACGUCCGGAGCAUGUACCUCAUGUGCAAGGCUUUCCUUCCUAAGAUGUUGGCAAAGAAAUCAGGAAACAUUAUUAACAUGGCAUCUGUUGCAUCAAGCAUAAAAGGCGUUGUGAACCGGUGUGUCUAUAGUACCUCCAAGGCUGCCGUGAUUGGGCUCACCAAAGCUAUAGCGGCUGAUUUCAUUGACAAAGGCAUUCGCUGCAAUUGUGUUUGUCCUGGUACUGUUGAUACUCCAUCACUGAGGGGAAGGAUCCAGGCCCAACCUGACCCAGAACAGGCUUAUAAGGAUUUCAUGGCAAGACAGAAAACUGGCAGAAUGUGCACAGCUGAAGAAGUGGCGCACCUGUGCGUAUACUUGGCCUCAGAUGAGUCGGCCUAUGUGACUGGGACAGAGCAAAUCAUCGAUGGAGGAUGGAGACUCUGAGAAAACUGUAGCGAGUUCACGGUGGCAGCAGUGGAGGCAGUCGCUUCUAUUCUCAUUCAAACCCCAAAUAAAGUGACUGGUCUUUUUUUGGGGGGGGGGAUUUUGCAUAUUAUGUUUACUGAUUCCAUGGGAGACAUUUUCUAACCUAAAAAUCUAUGCCUUAAAUGUGUACAAUGCCAAAAUAAUAUGUUGACUGACAUUUUAAUAAAUUGACUAUAUAACAAGUAGAGUACACUGGUAUUAUAAACUUAAUAAAUACAUCAUUUGUUAGUUUCACAAAGCACUCUGUCAAAUUUUGACUGUGAUUAAUAAAGAAAUUUGUUAAACAUGCAUUAAAAACGUCUUCACGAA
This is a messenger RNA of Dicentrarchus labrax (European seabass), 1195 nucleotides long. RefSeq names its product 3-hydroxybutyrate dehydrogenase, type 2 (gene bdh2). Gene Ontology annotation, molecular function: 3-hydroxybutyrate dehydrogenase activity. Lineage: Eukaryota; Metazoa; Chordata; Actinopteri; Moronidae. The coding region runs from base 107 to 844 and encodes 245 amino acids. The transcript is spliced from 10 exons. Gene Ontology annotation, biological process: siderophore biosynthetic process. Gene Ontology annotation, cellular component: cytoplasm. The record is from RefSeq and is a predicted model, not a curated record.